Molecule: messenger RNA, 10475 nt
Organism: Rhincodon typus (whale shark)
Lineage: Eukaryota; Metazoa; Chordata; Chondrichthyes; Orectolobiformes; Rhincodontidae
Gene: ift88
Product: intraflagellar transport 88 homolog
Exons: 26
Coding region: 154-2628 (824 amino acids)
Biological process (GO): intraciliary transport; kidney development; non-motile cilium assembly
Cellular component (GO): ciliary basal body; centriole; non-motile cilium
Molecular function (GO): kinesin binding
Source: RefSeq, a predicted model, not a curated record
CCCAGCGCUUUGGAUGCUGGGAAGAAAGGUACCCGAUUGUUUUGGGGGUGGUUUCGGCCGUUUGAGUGAAUUUGAACUUUUGAAUUUGAUAGCAAUUUAUUAUUUUUGCUUCAUUUCUGUCGGAGGAAGUGAACGAUUUGAAAGUUUGGAAUUAUGGAGCAUGUGCAUUUGACAGCACUAGAGGAGGAGGACCUAUACUCAGGAUAUAAUGACUACAACCCAACCUAUGAUACAGAGGAACUAGAGAAUGAUGUGGCUUUUCAACAAGCUUUGAGGACUAGCCAUGGAAGAAGACCACCAAUGACUGCGAAAAUACCAAGCACUGGAGCAGUUGUACGUUCCUUUGGGAAUAUGGGGGCAAGAGUGCCUUUGGCCUCUUCAGUGGGAAGGCCUGCAACGGGAGCUAUUCAGGAUGGAAUCACAGUUGCUAGACCUAUGACAGCAGUACGUGCAGCUGGCUAUUCUUCUGCAGCUUACAGAGGCACUACAUUUGAUCCACUGGGGCAAUCAAGAGGUCCGGCUCCACCCCUUGAAACAAAGAACGAAGAUACGCCAGAGGAAAAAGUUAAGAAUUUAGAGAAGACUGUGAAUGAAUUGAUUGAAGAAAGUUGCAUUGCCAAUAGAUGUGGUGACCUACAAUUGGCCCUGGAAAAAGCAAAGGAAGCGGGGAGAAAGGAAAGGAUACUGGUGAGACAAAGAGAGCAAACAGCAUCUUCAGAUCAUAUCAAUCUGGAUCUUACUUACUCAGUACUUUUCAAUUUAGCCAGCCAAUAUGCAGCCAAUGAUAUGUAUGCAGAAGCUUUAAAUACCUACCAAGUGAUAGUGAAAAACAAAAUGUUCAAUAAUGCAGGUCGGUUAAAGGUAAACAUGGCAAAUAUUUACUUCAAGCAGAGAAAUUAUCCUAAAGCAAUAAAAUUUUAUCGGAUGGCAUUGGAUCAGAUAUCAAGUUCCCAUAAAGAGAUGAGGAUUAAAAUAAUGCAGAACAUUGGUGUUGUAUUUGUCAAAAUGGGACAGUACUCUGAUGCUAUCACCUCCUUUGAGCAUAUCAUGAGUGAAAGCCCAAAUUUAAAAACCAGCUUUAAUCUCAUUCUAUGUUACUUUGCCAUUGGUGAUCGUGAAAAGAUGAAGAAAGCAUUCCAGAAACUUAUUGUGGUCCCACUUGGUAUUGAUGAAGAUGACAAAUACAUUCCACCUAAUGAUGAUCCACAUAUGAAUCUGGUGAUUGAAGCCAUCAAGAAUGAUCCACUCAGACAAAUGGAGCGAGAGCGGAAAGCAAUGGCAGAGAGAUUUAUAAUGACAGCAGCUAAGUUGAUAGCACCAGCAAUUGAAGCAUCAUUUGCAUCUGGAUAUGACUGGUGUGUGGAAAUGGUGAAGGCUUCCCAAUAUGUUGAACUAGCUAAUGACCUGGAAAUUAACAAAGCUAUUACUUACCUGCGACAGAGGGAUUUUAACCAGGCUGUAGAAACCCUGAAAAUGUUUGAGAAGAAGGAUAGCAGGGUUAAGAGCGCAGCUGCAACAAAUCUCUCUUUCCUUUACUUUUUGGAAAAUGAUUUUGGACUUGCAGACCGGUAUGCUGACCUUGCUAUGAGUGCUGAUCGAUAUAAUCCAGCAGCACUGACAAAUAAAGGAAACUGUGUCUUUGUUCGAGGCGACUAUGAGAAAGCAGCUGAAUUUUAUAAGGAAGCUUUACGGAAUGAUUCCUCUUUUACUGAGGCACUCUAUAACUUGGGUCUUACUUACAAGAAGUUGAAUAGACUGGAGGAAGCUUUGGAUUGUUUCUUGAAGCUCCAUGCAAUCAUGAGGAACAGUGCUCAAGUUAUGUACCAGAUUGCAAACCUAUAUGAAAUGUUGGAAGAUCUGACUCAAGCUAUUGAGUGGCUCAUGCAGUUGAUUAGCGUUUCCCCCACUGACCCACAGGCACUGGCUAAAUUAGGGGACCUGUAUGACAAUGAAGGAGACAAGUCCCAGGCUUUCCAAUAUUAUUAUGAGUCAUUUAGGUAUUUUCCAUCAAACAUUGAGGGCAUUGAAUGGCUUGGAGCCUACUACAUUGACACACAGUUCUGUGAAAAAGCGAUUCAGUACUUUGAAAGGGCAGCACUUAUCCAACCUACUCAAGUCAAAUGGCAAUUAAUGGUGGCUAGCUGUUAUCGGAGAAGUGGUAACUAUCAAAAGGCAUUGGAAACCUACAAAGACAUUCAUCAGAAAUUUCCUGAAAAUGCUGAAUGUUUGCGCUUUCUAGUUCGCCUUUGUACCGAUAUGGGACUGAAAGAAGUUCAGGAAUAUGCCACGAGACUAAAGAAAGUUGAAAAGAUGAAAGAGUUAAAAGAACAGCGUGUGAAGUCUGGCAGAGAUAGCAGCGCACGUGGUCGCAGAGAAGGAAGCGCUGGUAGCGAAAAUGGUCAAAGUAGCUAUGUUACCAGUGCUAAAGGAGAACGGAUGAGUGCAAAGUUGAAGUCAUUGCCUGGAGUUAAUGAUCCCUAUGAAACAAGCAACAAUAAAGAUAUAGAUGCUUCAUAUGUGGAUCCGCUUGGGCCACAAAUAGAACGACCCAGAACUGCAGCUCGAAAACGGGUUGAAGAAGAUGAAUUUGCAGAUGAAGAACUUGGAGAUGAUUUGUUACCAGAGUAAUAACUGCACCCACUCGGGUCAAAAAAAUCCAAAGAAAUGUCACUUUCAUAGAUGACAUACAAUAUUCUUGCUUUGAUAAUGUACAUAUUAAAUGUACUUAUUCUAUACUUGUCACGAUUAUAGUUGCUUUAAUGUGCUUGCUAAUACAUUUUAUUACAUUUGUAAUUAACUAUUAAGUUCCUUGUAAAUAUAAAACUUGUAUAUUUUUGAUAUUUUAAUAUUUGUGAUAUAAUGUUAAGGCAAUGGUAGUUGUAUAAUUCUUCGCAAUGCAUGUUCCAUGAUAGGCUAAUAUCUCUAGUUGUAAUUAUAUUUGAAUAUCAGUGAUUAACUAUUUAAUAUUUCAUUUAUAGACAAGGAAAAUACAUAUUUAGGAUUGAAGGCAUGUCAACAUUUUAUUUACUUCUGUGCCAGUGUAAUUAAAUUUUUGUACUAUUUCUGAACAUUACUUUCUUAUUAAACAUAAAAUCAAAACUGAUGCAUGUAACUGUAGUUUUGUAAAUAAGCCAAAGCACUCACUGACAUUACCAGACUUGCCUUCUAUACAAUAAACUCUAACUAUUUGGGACGGUGCGGUGGAUCAGUGGUUAGUACUGCUGCCUCACAGUACCGAUUCCGCCCUCAGGCGACUGUCUGUGUGGAGUUUGCACAUUUUUCCCAUGUCUGCAUGGGUUUCCUCUGGGUGCUCCAGUUUCCUCCCACAGUCCAAAGAUGUGCAGGCUAGGUGGAUUGGCCAUGCUAAAUUGCCCAUAGUGUUCAGGGAUGUGUAGAUUAGGUGGGUUAUGUGGGAUGAGUCUGGGUGGGAUGCUCUGACGGUCAGUGUGGACUUGUUGGGCCGAAGGGCCUGUUUCCACACUGUCAGGAUUCUAUGAUCUGUGAUCUAUUCUAGUAGCUCAGAAUAUCAACAACUAUGGAUUGUUGCAGACUUCAUUGAUGAAGGAGAAUUGUGACAAUACUAGGCUUUAAGAGGAAUUUUUGUCCUGGUUUUUUAUGAAGAAAGGCUGCGACAGAUGUCCCAAACAGAAACAGCCUGAAUCGAAAGAAUGGCCCUAGCAGAAGGAAGGCCGAAAAAGAGAGUUUUUGAACUGGUUGGAAGAGGUUGGAACUGAAAGUCGAGUUAAAAUGGCAGAAGUAAAGGUGAAAGAUAGGAGUAGUGAUGAGGACAGUGAUGUAAAGCAGUCCCUUCAUUGCCAAAGGCAUGGUGGGGAUCAGUUUAAAUUUAGGAAUUUCUAGGAAUUCCUAAAAGCCUGGCCCUCCACGAAACAUGCUAUUAAUAAAAACAUUGAACUCAACCCCAUAUACAUUCCACUACGAAGGAAAACCAGAAGUGAGGCAGUCCAUCUCAACGGACUCCAGAGUUUAGAAACCAGGUGGGAAAACACACCGACGCUUCAUCAGAGGCUGCACUGAGGAUGUUACCAAGCAUGGUAACGAAACGUCUGCGAAACAAGAAACCAGCUCGGCGAGCCAACCAACCUCAACACCCACAACCCGAGCUACAAAUCUACUCCAAAACCAUAGGUUUGUAUUUCCUGAAAUUUAGCAGACCAAGGUGACAAUUUGAUUAUAACAUACAAGAUCCUGAGGUGAUAUGACAUGGUGGAACUCCAAAGGACAUUCUUUUUGUUCGAUAAUUUAAAACUUGGAAUCAAGUUUAAAAAUAAGGGGUUUCUCAUUUAAGACAGAGAUGAGGAGAAAUCCUUUUCACAGAAUCACACAAGUAUGAUGACGCAGAAGCUAGACAUUUGGUCCAUUGUGUCUGCACUGGCACACCAAAUGUGCAUCCUGGUUUAGUGCCAAUCUCCUGCGUUUUCUUACCUUUACACAUUUUUCCAUUUAAAUAAUCAUCCAAUUCAAAGCUUCAAUUGAACUUGCCUUCACCACACUUACAGGCAUUGCACUCCAGACCUGAGCUACUUGUAUGCAAAGGAUUUUUUUUCUCACCUCACAUUUGCUUCUUUUUCAAAUUGCUUUAAAUCUGUGCCCCCUCGUGAUUUUGAAAAGUUCUGUUAGAUCUCCUCUUAGCCUUCUUUUCUCCCAGGAGAAUAGUCCCAAACUCUCUAAUCUCUCCUUAUAACUGAAGUUUCUCAUCUCUGGAACCAUUCUUGUAAAUCUCUUCUGCACCCUGUCUGAUGCAUUCAAAUCCUUCCUAUAGUGUGGCAUCCAGAACUAUACACAGUACUCUAGCUGAAAUCUUAUACAAAUUUAGCAUCACCUCCUUGCUCUUGUACUCUAUGCCCCUAGUAAUAAAGGCCAGGAUACUGUAUGCUUUAUUAACUGCUGUCUUCACCUGUGCUGCCAUCUUCAAUGCUCAAUGCACAUACACACCCAGAUCGUUCUGCUCCUGCACCCCCUUUAGAAUUGUACAUUUUAUGUUAUAUUCUCUGUCCAUGUUCUUUCAACCAAAAUACAUCACUGCACACUUCUCUGCAUUAAAUCCUAUGUAUCACUUUUCUGCCCAUUCCACCAACUUGUCUAUGUACUUUGGAGUUCUACAGUGUCCUCUUCAUAGUUUACAAUGCUUCCAAGUUUCAUGUUGUUUGCAAACUUUGAAAUUGUCCCUGCAUUUUAAUAUAUAUCUGAGAAGCAACAGUGCCAAUACCAAACCCCAGGGAACUUCACUACAAACAUUCCUCCAGCCUGCAAAAUUUCAUUGACCAUUAUUCUGUUUUCUAUCACUCAGCCAAUCAUAUAUCAACAUUGUUGCUAUCCCUUUUAUUCUAUGAGCUAUAAUCUUUCUCACAUGUCCGUUAUGUGAUAUUGGACAGAAUGUCUUGUGGAAGUCCAUAUUCACCACAUCAACAGCAUUACCCUCAUGAAAUUUUCUGUUAUCUCUUCAAAUAAAAAAUCUCCAGCAAGUCAGUUAAACACAAUUUCCAUUAGAGAAAUCCAUACUGAUUCUUCCUAAUCAGCCCUUUUUUUCGCAUGACUACAGAUUUGAUCCUGAUUCACUGUUUUCAGAAGUUUCCCCUUCUCUGAAGUUAAAUUGAUUGGUCUGUAGUUGCUGAACUUAUCCUUGUAAACUAUUUUUUGAACAAGGGUGUAAUGUUUGCAAUUCUCUAGUAUUCUGGCACCUCUGAGUCUGGGGAAGACUGAAAGAUUAUGGCCAGUCCCCAUGAAAUUUAUGCUCUAUCUUAUAACGUUAUCCUUGAAUGGAUCUCAUCCUGGUGUCUUAAGUACCAAAAUCUAUUCAAGAUUUCCUCAUUAUCAAUUUUGAAUGCUUCAAGUGAUAAACUUUCCUCCUGUCACCAUGAGUAGUGAUACCAUCUACCUUCUUGGUAAUGCCAAUAUUCAUUUGAUACCUCAGCUAUGUCAUCUAUCUCAUAGAACAUAGAACAGUACAGGCCCUUCGGCCCACAAUGCUGUGCCGAACUUUUACCCUAAACCUAAGGUCUAUCUAACCUCCACCCCUACCUUAUACUAUCAUCCAUAUGUUUAUCUAAUAGCCGCUUAAAUGUCCCUAAUGAGGCCGACUCCACUACCCUCUCUGGCAAUGCAUUCCACACCCCUACCACUCUCUUGAGUAAAGAACCUACCUCUGACAUCUUCCCUAUAUCUACCUCCACUCACUUUAAAACUAUGCCCCCUCGUAAUAGGAAAAAGUCUCUGGCUGUCCACUCUAUCUAUACCUCUGAUCAUUUUGUACACCUCUAUCAAGUCACCUCUCAUCCUUCGACAUUCUAAAGAGAAAAGCCCUCGCUCUCUCAACCUUUCCUCGUAAGACCUUCCCCCCAUUCCAGGCAACGUCCUGGUAAAUCUCCUCUGCACCUUUUCCAACACUUACACAUCUUUCCUGUCUCCAUGUGUAAAUCCCCCACCUUGGUGUUUAAUCAGCCAUAAUCCUCUUUUUUACACAUUUAUUUAAUGGUCUUUACAGAACUUUGGGACUCCCUUUUAUAUUAGCUGCUUGUCUUUUCUCAUAAUUCCUCUUUAUUUCUCAAAUAUGUCUUUUUACUUCAUCUCAAACCUUCUGUAUUCCUUUGGUUUUCAAUCGUAUUUUCUAUCUGACACCUGUCAUAAGCACACUUUUUCUUUUUUACCUUAAUAUCUAUCUCCUUUUGUUAUUAACGGAGGUUUGGAUUUGUUACCUUACACUUAUGAGAGAAUAUACCUUGACUAUACCUGAACUAUCUCCUCUUUGAAGGUAGUCCAUUGCUCGUUUACAGUGUCUCUUGCCUUUCAUUCCUAACUGUCUUGCACAGAUCCAUUCAUACCCCAUUGAAGUCAGCUCUCCACAACUGAUUUUUCUUACUCUGAAUUGACCAUUGUCACUCUACUCAAUCAUUCUAAGCCUUAUGUUACAACUAUCAUUAUCUCCUAACUGUUGCCCCACUGACACUCAAUCCACUUUUCCCAUCUCAUUUCCAAGAACUAGAACCAUGAGUGCAUUCUUUCUUGUUGGACUGCACACAUUAAUCCACUUUUCCCAUCUCAUUUCCAAGAACUAGAACCAUGAGUGCAUUCUUUCUUGUUGGACUGCACACAUUCUGCUGUUGGAAGUUCUACUGAAAGCAGUACAAUAACACUCGCCCGUAACACUAAAAAUAUCCCAGUCUAUAUUUGUGUAUUUGAAGGCCCCAUUAUAGAUCUCUAUAAUUUCCCUGCAGAUUUGACCCUCUACAUCCUUCCUAAUAGUUGGCCCUCUACGGUAACAAUGUAAUUUCACCUUUUUGUUUCUUAGCUCUAGCUAAAUUGAUUCUGUCUUUGAAUCCUCUGAGACCUCCUCUUUCUCCAGCACAGCAAUAUUUUUUUUCACCAAUAAUUCCACCCCACCUUCUUUGAACACCUUGUAUCUGAGAACAUUUAACAGUCUGCCCUCCUUGAGCAUCUUUGCUGUUCUUGCCAUAUAUUUCCAUACAUCAGCUUGCACCUGUAACUCCUGAAUCUUAUUUACCAUACCUAUGUGAAUUUGUGUGUAUACGCAAUAACCCUGAUUUAAUCUUCACUACUUCCUCCGACUGCCAAUUAACUUACUGUUGUUUAUUCCAGUGCUAUGUGUCUCCAAAUAUUUGUGAACCCCAGUAUUCUUGUCUGAUGUUCUCUCUUGGUUCCUGCACCGCUGCCAAGCUUGUUUAAAGCCUUCCCAACAGCACUUGCGAAAUAGCUUGUAAGGAACUCAGUCCCAGCUCAGUUCAUUUCCAACCCAUUCUGCUUGUACUAGUGUUACCGCCCCCAGUGCCAGUUCCAGUUUUUCAGGACUCUAAAGCUGUCCUUCCAGGGUCAUCUUUUCAUCCGCCUUAUCUUUCUAUUUCUGCACUCACUUGCACAGAGCACUGGCUGUAAUCUGGCAACUGCUCCAUUUGAGAUCCUGUUUGCUAACUUUCUACCUACCUCCCUAAAUUCUAUUUGCAGGACCUCAUCUCCCUUCUCACCCAAGUCAUUGGCAUCAACAUGGACAAUAAGCUCUCUGUUCACCCUUCUCCAGAGCAAAUGUCCUGCAGCUGUUCUGAUCGUUGAUCUUGACAUCAGGGAGGCAAUAUAGCAACCCAGCCAUAUCCAUAGCCUAGAAAUGUUUGUCUGUUCCCCUAACAAAUCCUCAAUCACUAUUGCUGUUCCUUUUUCCUCUGAACUGCUCGUGGUGCCAUAAACAUAGCUCUGAUCACAGUCCCUCAAAAAACUAGUGCCCUUAUCUGCUUCUGAAAUGGAGAACUAGUUUGUGAUUUAUUCCACAUAGGAAUUCGGAAGUUCAGGGCUUCGGAGCUUAAUCAACAGCUGGCGUCACUGUGGCAAAUCCACAAGUUAUCUGCAAGUGUGUUUGUUUAUGCAGGCAUCCUGCAAUUUAGUGGUGUAAAGGCAGAGAGAAAAUUAACUGCUAAGUAGUCAAACAGGAUUGGGAAGAUACAGCAGGAAUCCCUGGACUAUAUCUCGCUAUCCAAACCAUUAUUAAGUUCUGAAUGUUGACAAGUGAUGGUUCAUCUAGGAAAUGCAAUGGCAGUUUCACGUAGCUGUGCAGAUGGAUAUCUGGACAAGUAUAGCAGUAGAAAACGAGGAGACAUGGGAGCAGUCGUGAAUCCAGGAUAGUAUGUUGCCUCCUUCUUACCAGGAUCAAGAAUGUCACUGUAGAGCACACUGAGGGGAGGGUGAACAGAUAGAAACCAUGAUUGAUAUUGGCACAAACAAAGUAGGUAAAAAGAGGGAUGAGGUCUUGCUGCAGAUUUUUUGGGAGCUGUACCAUUACCACAUGCUACUGAGGGUAGAAAGAGGAAGUAAAAACAGAUGAAUGUGUGACUGAUGAGAUGGGGUGCAGGAGAGCAAACUUGAGAUUCCUGGAUCUGGUAGUAAUCUUCCCAUCCUCACAAGACUGCCGCCAGAGAACUGGAAAACUGCAAAUGUUACACUAUUUUUCAAACGAGUGCAGCUCUUGGGAAAAUUGUUAGAAACAAUAGUUGGGAACAAAAUUAAUAGUCACUUGGACAAAUGUAAUCUAGUUAAGAAAAAGUCAGUAUGGAUUUGUUACGGACAAAUCAAAAUGUAACAAAUUGAUGGGCUUUUUUGAUAACAUAAAGCGUUGAUGAGUCAUGUAGCAUACAUGGUUUUCCAAAAUGUUGUUAUAAAUUGCUGCAUAAGCUUGCACACAAACUAAACCCCAUGUAGUAAAUAUGACAAAAUAUUAGGUUGUGGGUUGGUUAUCUCAGUUGGCUGGAUGUCUGGUUUGCAAUGCAAAGUAAAACCAAUAGUGUGGAUUCAAAUCCCAUACCAGCUGAGGCCCUACAUUCUCAACCUCACCCCUUGCCUGAGGCAUGAUGACCUAAGCCAACCAUUCCCUAAUGAGAGAAUGGGUCUUUGGUGACUUUCAUCUUUAUGAAUUUAGCUAAAUGAUGAGAAGUAGACAUUAGUAGUGACUGAUUGGUUUUCAUACUGGAGGAAGACACAUAGUCGUGUUUGCCAGGAUUCUGUAUUAAGACUCCAAUUAAUAAAGUCUUAAUUUUUGCUGCAAUGCAGAACUCAGAAUUUCCCAUUAUUGAAGGGGUGGGACAUGGUUCAUGCAUGCCUCAUUCACACAGGCAGCUGACCAUUAAAUAAUUAUCUGUCUCUACUCAAAAUGAACUUUGGAAUUCCUGCCAUCUGGAACUCAGAAUGUGGAAAUUAAGUGAAGAAAGAACAGACCCAUCCUUAGAGAAUUUAAUUUGGAUAGCCAAGUUCCCUUGUUUGGAUAUCUACAGCCUCAUGAUAACUUGAGGACACUACCCUGAGCAACUCCUGCAACAAUCUCCUGCAGUUGAGGCGUUUUGCUUCCAGCAAUCACAACCAUCUUUCUUUCUGUGAUGCCCGACUCCUACUGAUGGUGAGGUUUCACCCCAACUCCAACUGACAUAAAUUUUGUUAAGGCUUUUUGACACUACACUCUGUCAAAUAUUGAAUUGGCAUCAUGUGCAGUGUCACUCAACUAUUUCAUGAGUUUGGCAUUUUUGUCCAUGUUUGGAUUCUACCAUAUUUUCUGGCUUGAUCCAAACAGUACUUUGUUGAGUUGUUUAUUGCCAUUUAAGUGCUACUUGAUAGCACAGUUAACAAUACAUCACAUUGCUGAUGAUCAGAAGUAGACCAUUAGGAGGUAACUGACUGGAUUGGAUUUGUCCCACAGUUUGCAGGUAGGACAUGUUAUGACAAUUUCCCACAUUGUCAGGUAUUUUUACUGAACAACUUCCUUACAGGAGUGGUUAGUUGUUUUGCAAAACUUUAACACAUCAAGAUUUUGUUGGGGUUCAUUGUUUUUGUGGGAUCCAGUGUCUUCAACUCAAAUAUGGGAAGGAAAUAGCCUCCUUAUUUGUAUCAAUGCCCCAGCUGACAAUCUUGAAAAUCACUUAGAAGCAGAGGGUGGCAAGGAAAGACAACAUAUACGAAGUGAGGUA